Pseudozyma flocculosa PF-1 is the source of this 438-nucleotide messenger RNA. RefSeq lists its product as uncharacterized. Bases 1 to 438 code for a protein of 145 amino acids. NCBI's taxonomy places the organism in Eukaryota, Fungi, Basidiomycota, Ustilaginomycetes, Ustilaginales, Ustilaginaceae. The transcript has 2 exons. The record is from RefSeq and is a predicted model, not a curated record.
AUGAAGCUUUCUCUCCUCAGUCUCGUCGCGCUGCCUUGGCUCGCACUCGCAGACGUAGUCGACUUGCCUUUCACCAAGUCCUACACCUGGCAGUUCAAUGGAUUCGGCACGGUGACGGCCGGGACCAACAGUCUGCUGGUGAUGCUCUGCUCGACCCACCCGCAGUGGUACGCGGUCGAUGAGCACAAUGUGGCGCAGAGUCUCGAGUACGACAAGCCUUCGAGCCAGUGGAUGUGGGCGCCCUUCUCGACCUGCAGGAACAACGGCUUCCGCUGCUUCGACUAUGUCAAGAACCUCCAGACCAUCGAUGGUCUGCACUGCGUCUACACGUUCCCCGGCACACAAGACGUCGCCGUAGACCUGGCCGGCAUCGCGAGGGCCAUGGACAGGGGAAGGGCCCGAGGCUAUACCUUCGUGGUCGGCUCACCGCCUCCCUAG